GCCGGGAUGUGCGUCCGGGUUGGGUUGGCUCCGCUGCGCGGUUUCCUCCCGCCUCCCGGUCUCCGAGACGGAGCCGCAGCCGCUCAGCCUGCAGCGGCCCCCCAGCUUCCCAGGGCCAGCGCCUCCGAGCGGGUCUGUGAGCCCCUGGGGCGGGGCUGGGUGGUGGGGAGCGGGGUCGGGCCCGCUGGGAUGCCGGGGGGAGCGCGGAGCUGGAUUUGGGAGAUAAAAUUCAUGCUCCUGAAGUAACUAGAGGUUCUCAGCUGCAGAGAUGUUGGAGGAGGAUAUGGAAGUGGCCAUCAAGGUGGUGGUGGUAGGAAAUGGAGCAGUUGGGAAGUCCAGUAUGAUUCAGAGAUAUUGCAAAGGAAUUUUUACAAAAGACUACAAGAAAACUAUUGGAGUAGAUUUCUUGGAGAGACAAAUUCAAGUUAAUGAUGAAGAGGUCAGGCUGAUGUUGUGGGACACAGCAGGUCAAGAGGAGUUUGAUGCAAUAACUAAGGCCUAUUAUAGAGGAGCCCAGGCUUGUGUGCUUGUAUUUUCUACCACUGACAGGGAUUCUUUUGAAACAAUCCCCACCUGGAAGGAGAAAGUCGUGGCUGAAGUUGGAGACAUCCCCACGGUGCUUGUGCAGAAUAAGAUUGACCUCCUGGAUGAUUCUUGUAUAAAGAAUGAAGAGGCAGAAGCAUUGGCAAAAAAGUUAAAGUUGAGAUUCUACCGAGCAUCAGUGAAAGAGGACCUAAAUGUAACUGAAGUUUUUAAAUAUUUGGCUGAAAAAUAUCUUCAAAGGCUCAAACAACAAACAGCUGAAGAUCCAGAUGUAGUACAUACAAGUAGUAACAAAAUUGGUGUUUUUAAUACAGCUGGUGGAAGUCAUUCGGGCCACAAUUCUAGCACACUUAAUGGUGGAGAUGUCAUCAACCUUAGACCAAACAAACAGAGGACCAAGAAAAACAGAAGUCCUUUUAGCAGUUGCAACAUACCUUAGAACCACUUUUGGAAGGAAAAAGAAUGACAGUCAUUUGGAUGAAGUUGUGCAAUUAAAUACGGAAUACAGCAGAUAUAGAGGUAUUUUACCAGUGCUCUAGCAAACCUUGCACCUACAGGAUCCUUGAUAGAUGGUGGAUUUAAAUAAUAUUGCUGUUGCAAUGUUUAUUUUGUAUGUAAAGUGAGACCCCGGUGGCAAAACAAACAAACAAAAUAUAGAACCAUUGUUGUCCCUGUGCAUGUUUUUUUAAAUUGGAUGAGCUUUUCCUGUUUGAAGGAAUGAUGUACAAAGCUAUGUAAUAGGUUUGGCUGAAUGGUUAAGCAUAUUAAAAAUGUAAGCAUAGUGCUUACAAGUAUCGGUACAUAAUAAUAUGACCCAAGGUGAGGUAGCUUCCUUCCAAUUACAUUUACCUGCAAAUUUGAUAGAAGAGUGGUAGUCAACCAGGACUGUGAAAAGUAAAAUGAGAAGCAAAAGACAGACAUCAUAUUUGUCAGAUUACACUAAUACAUAUUCUGGCAAUUUUAUUGGUGCAAUAAGUUUGUAUAUUAUAUGAAUGUUAAGUAAGGUGUGUACAUAGAUAUUUGGUACAAGUACUCAGACCACACAAGAGGAUACAGUAUUGGAUUAAAAUAGCAUCCUUAAAAAUUUUUUCACUUCUUAAAAUUUUGCAUUUCAAAUGAGGCUUUCCAAAGGAGUUCUAUUCAUUCAUUAAUUAACUCACUACACUUUUGGGGCCUUAAAGCUUAGGUUUAAGAAGAGAUGUGCCAAAAACAUUUUUUCCUUUUUAUUUUGUAAUGCACUACAGAUGUUUUUGUAAAGUUUGUUUGUGUCAGUCAUAACAGGGUAAGCAAGUAGUAUUUUCUGAUACUGAUCAGUCAGCUAAAUGGAACCCAUACAUUUUCAAUUGUAUUCCUGUCCAAAAAUAUAUUGCUGACAUCUAAUAUGUUCAUGUAGCAUGAACUAUGAAAAGUAUGUUGAAUUUGCAGAGUGGGAUGUCAACAAAAUGUCUUAAGUUCUAUUGAGAAAUUCCAUGGUAGGUGUAAACUGUGUUCUGGAGGAUCCAACAAGUUGUAGCUGAAGACUAAAUCACAUAUUAAACUAAUGAGACUUUCUUUAAUGUUGUCUCAUAUUCAGAGUUAUGCUGCUGGUUAAAAAUAUAAUUCUGCAAUAUCAGACCUAAGGGGUAAAGUUUUCAGAAGUGACUUAAGGCUUGCCUUCACGGUGCACCAAUGCGCAUUAGAGGGCUAUGAUUCCUAAAGCACAUCAUGUUACACCUAAGUGACCCAUAUUCCUGCUAGCAUGAACUAAAAGUUCCCUAGUGCACAUUAACAUAGACGUGCAGUAGGGAACUUUUAGUUCAUGCCAGCAGGGUUUUCAUGAGCAAGUUAGUGCACAACACAUUGUUGCACUUUGGAAAUAACAUCACUCUAGUGUGCAUUGCCAUGCUAUGUGGACAUUCAGGCAUCUAAGUCUAAUUGAAAGUCAAUAGAACUCAGGCUUCUAAAUCAUUAAGGUGCUUUUGAAAAUUUCACCCAGUUCUCUCGGAGCAUGCAUUUUAAAAAUAUCCAUUUUGUUUGUUUUUGUAUGAUGUCGUAUAAUUUUAAUUUUCUAGGAUUUUCUAUAACAAAGCUCUGCCAGCAACAAAUGCAAAAAUAUUCUGCUUUAAGAUAUUCAGAAUUUUAAUAGUUUUUAAAUGGAUGCAUUAGAGUGAAAAUUACAUGACCUGGAGCUGUAAGUAUUCAAUAUAGAUGGCUACACAAUUCCUAUUGAUAACUGAUUUUCAUUAUACCUUAACGGGUUGGUUUAAUAGUUAUACUUUCAGUUUAGUUUCUUUCAUAAUUUUUCUACUUUUUCCCAAUACCAUGGGAGAAUUUCUUAUCAAGUAAACAUAUAAUGCAGUAAGUCUGCACUCUUGUUAGUACUUGGUAUAUGUUGGAGGAGGGACUUACCUUUUCAUUAAUUCAUAUAAUAAGUGUAACUUGUUAAUUUCUGAGACCUUGAGCAUGAAAACUGAAAUGUACUCUUGGUCCACCAGUCUCACAUGUUGGUAAACUGUGUGCGUGGUGAUACUUACAGACACUAAAUAAUCUGAAGUGCUGCAUUGUAUGUUAAUAUAUUAUAUUUCCCGUGAAGUAUCUUGUUUCUGUAACAAGCUGUUGCUGCAUCUCCCAUUGCUGGCAAUGAGAUGGGCAUCGAGGCUCUCAAUCCCCUCUUCUAUUAUUAAAAAAAUGGUUCUUACUGCAGUGUUUCUUACAUACUCUGUUAGAUAAAGGCCUUUAUUUUUAAAAAGUGCAUUUAAUCAUUGUAUGGAUGUAUAAAUGGGGCCAAAUCUUACCUCUUGUCAAUUUCAUGAGUAAGAUAGCAGGAUUUGGUAAGAAAGAGAAUCAGUCUCAUACAUAAUGUGACAUCUCAACAUUUCAGGAUUUAAGUAGAGUGUAUAUUUGUGCAGAAUUUUGUCAAACUUUUUUAAUGUUGAAACUUUUACAUUAUGCGAGUAGCCUGCCAGUUUUACGUUUUUUUAAAAAGCAGGACUGUCUAUAACUUCAAUUUUUGCCUUAUUUAACUUUGUACAAAGUACUGAAGAAUAAGAGCCUUUAUUACACAUAAUUGCCAUUUGUACGGCUAUGUUUAAGGUCUGUCAUUAUAAACCACUUUUUUCAGGAUUGAAAACUUGACAGAAGCUUCUAUACCAGGCUGAAACUUGUCAGAAUUACCAAAUAUGAGGGAAGUUUAAAUGUAUUACAAUGAGACUACUUGCAUGCUUAAAGUUAAGCACAUGUGUAAGUAGUCGAAGAGUCAGGUAGUAAGUAGUGUGGUUAUCUUCCUUCCCACCUCUCACUCUAAAGUGGCUCUUCUUUUUAUGUAUUAACUUUGUGGACAGUCAGUUUCCAGUAUGGCAGGAAGAGAUGAAGAAUGCAACAAAUUGACAUUGGGAUGAUAGUUUACUGUGCAUUUGUGCUAAUUAAAAUUGUAAAGGAUUUUAGCAUACAGAUAUGCAGCAGCAGACUAGCAAGUUGCAGAGUUCCUUGGGCACUCAACUCCUCAGAUGUAGUUUCUAACUUUUGGAUGAAUAACAGACAUAUUUAAAUUAUUAGCACUCAUACAGCUCCAUAUGAUUAGUUUUUAGUAUAAACUAAUGUUACAAAAAAAGAAAAACACAUUCAUGUGCACUCUCAAUUAAAAUAU
Messenger RNA from Trachemys scripta elegans, 4168 nucleotides. It is a transcript of the gene RAB23, whose product is annotated as RAB23, member RAS oncogene family. The record is from RefSeq and is a predicted model, not a curated record. Gene Ontology annotation, molecular function: GTPase activity; GTP binding. Lineage: Eukaryota; Metazoa; Chordata; Testudines; Emydidae. Bases 269 to 982 code for a protein of 237 amino acids. The transcript is spliced from 7 exons.